This is a messenger RNA of Acanthosepion pharaonis, 711 nucleotides long. The record is from the annotation of a GenBank genome assembly. NCBI's taxonomy places the organism in Eukaryota, Metazoa, Mollusca, Cephalopoda, Sepiida, Sepiidae.
AUGGUUACUUCCCCUCCUCGGAUGAUCGAUUGUCACGAUUAUUCUCUGCUAGGGCAUAUGUAUAUUACAUGCCCAUUACAAGCUUCGAUAUUGCUACUUCUUUUCUCUUCAUAUGUAGUCUGUCGCUAUCAUAGGCAGAUUGUCACUAACGAUAUAAUUUGCUUUCUCGUGAGGUAUCCAUUUCGUAAUUGGUCGUUCACUUUCUCCCGCUUUGUGGAGUUUAGUUAUCUCUCUCCAUUUCUCCCUCUUUCAUUCUCUCUCUCUCUCUCUCUCUCUCUCUCUCUCUCUCUCUCUCUCUCUCUCUCUAACAAACUAUCUUUUCUCACUUCAUCGAGUCUAAUAGAAACCUCAACUGCGUACUCUAGUGAAAUUCGAAAAAACUAUCUAUCUAUCUAUCUAUCUGUUCAUAUCUAUCUGAUGAUAUCUAUCAAUCUAUCUCUAUCUGUUCAUAUCUAUCUGUCUAUAUAUCUCUAUCUAUUCAUAUCUAUCUGUAUCUAUCUAUCUACCUGUCUGUUCAUAUCUAUCUAUCUCUAUCUGUUCAUAUCUACUUAUCUAUAUCUCUUCAUAUCUAUCUUUAUCUAUCUACCUAUCUGUUCAUAUCUAUCUAUCUCUAUAUGUUCAUAUCUAUCUGUCUAUCUGUCUCUACCUGUUCAUCUAUCUAUCUAUCUAUCUAUCUAUCUAUCUAUCUAUCUAUCUAUCUACAUCUGUUAA